ACUUCCGUGGAUCCGCAUCGUCCUCCUUCCUUGUCGAGCCGAGCAGCGCAUCAUCUCCAUCCCGCCUCAACUCCGCCGCUCGAUCGCCUCCACCCGCCGCCGUUCCGUCUACCUCUCCGACCCCCGGCGGGCGCCGCCGCCGCCGCCGCGCCUACCAUGGCUAAUACGCUGCGAUUGUAUCUCACUUGCAUAAGGAACACUCUGGAGGCUGCCAUGUGCCUGCAGAAUUUCCCUUGCCAAGAGGUCGAGAGGCACAACAAACCGGAGGUGGAGCUAAAGACUAGCCCUGAACUUCUGCUGAACCCAGUGCUCAUUUGCCGUAAUGAAGCAGAAAAGUGUUUGAUAGAGACUUCAAUCAACUCUAUUCGUAUUAGCAUGAAGGUCAAACAGGCAGAUGAGCUAGAAAAUAUUCUUGCAAAGAAGUUUCUUAGGUUUUUAUCAAUGAGAGCAGAAGCAUUCCAAGUGCUGAGGAGAAAACCAGUUCAGGGUUAUGAUAUCAGUUUCCUGAUAACAAACUACCACUGUGAGGACAUGCACAAGCAUAAGCUCAUAGAUUUCAUUGUUCAGUUUAUGGAGGACAUCGACAAGGAGAUCAGUGAGCUAAAGCUUUCGGUAAAUACACGUGGUCGGUUAGUGGCAACUGAAUUCCUGAAGCAGUUCAUAUGACACAUUCUUGGCGAUCUUUGGAAAACAUAAAACCCUAGCAUUGUUAGCUAUGCUGUCUUGGCCUUUGGCGAGCAAAUCUGGAAGGAUCUUUCCACCACUUUGUUUUCCUUUUGUAAAUGCGUUGACAAGGAUAUGUGAAUUCUUGAUCCAACUAGACCUCAUUGGCAGCUAAAAUCUGCCCAGGCAAGAGAGAUGAGGGGAAACAAAGUCAUGGUCAGUAGGUUGAGAUAGAUUUUUUGGCCUUUUGGUUCAAGAAUCCUGUACUGUGCCGGCCAAGUUUUAUUGGAAUGUGGAAUGUCAAAAUUGGGGCUGAUUCUGAUUCUGAUAUGUCAAAAUUGGAAUGUGAAAAUCAGAGACGCUUGUUGUCUCUGAUUCUGAUUUCAGUUCCAUGGCAGGCUGCCUUAGCUGCGUAAAUAUAUUUCACUGUUCAAUC
Messenger RNA from Oryza sativa Japonica Group (Japanese rice), 1099 nucleotides. RefSeq names its product actin-related protein 2/3 complex subunit 4. Gene Ontology annotation, cellular component: actin cytoskeleton; Arp2/3 protein complex. Lineage: Eukaryota; Viridiplantae; Streptophyta; Magnoliopsida; Poales; Poaceae. The record is from RefSeq and is a predicted model, not a curated record. Gene Ontology annotation, molecular function: actin filament binding. Gene Ontology annotation, biological process: actin filament polymerization; Arp2/3 complex-mediated actin nucleation.